Molecule: messenger RNA, 4186 nt
Organism: Podarcis muralis (Common wall lizard)
Lineage: Eukaryota; Metazoa; Chordata; Lepidosauria; Squamata; Lacertidae
Gene: MAN2A2
Product: mannosidase alpha class 2A member 2
Biological process (GO): N-glycan processing; protein deglycosylation; mannose metabolic process
Cellular component (GO): Golgi membrane
Molecular function (GO): carbohydrate binding; alpha-mannosidase activity
Source: RefSeq, a predicted model, not a curated record
UCGCUGCGCCUCCGCCAUGGCCAGCCCUGCGAUGAGAGGCCGGUGGCGGCGUCGGCUGCACGCCGGGGCUGCUCCGAGGCGCCUGCUCUGAAAAAGACCUGCCCCGAAAUGUUCCCUCUGGCCCCCCCGGGAUGAAGCUGAAGAAGCAGGUGACGGUGUGUGGGGCAGCCAUCUUCUGCGUGGCUGUCUUCUCCCUCUAUCUGAUGCUGGACAGGGUCCAGCAUGAUCCUGCUCGGCACCAGAAUGGGGGCAAUUUCCCCAGGAGCCAGAUUUCAGUGUUGCAGAACCGGAUUGAACAGCUGGAGCAGCUCCUGGAGGAGAACCACGAAAUCAUCAGCCACAUCAAGGACUCCGUGCUGGAGCUGACGGCCAACGCGGAGGGCCAGCCGGUGGUGCUGCCUUUCCACAUGCCCAAUGGCUCCUGGGUCCUGCCUCCUGAGAGCCGGCCCAGCUUCUACUCCAUCUCCUCUCAGGAUUGUCAGUUUGCACUGAAGAGCAACAGCCAGAAGGAAGACCUGCAGAUGUUGGCUGUGUCUGCGUUGCUCCCCUAUGACAACCAGGAUGGCGGGGUGUGGAAGCAAGGCUUUGAUAUCACUUAUGAGCCACACGAAUGGGAUGCCGAACCACUGCAAGUGUUUGUGGUGCCACAUUCCCACAACGACCCAGGCUGGAUCAAGACAUUUGACAAGUAUUACUUCGACCAGACGCAGCACAUCCUCAACAGCAUGGUGGUGAAGCUGCAGGAGGAUCCUCGACGACGCUUCAUCUGGUCCGAAAUCUCCUUCUUCUCUAAAUGGUGGGACAACAUCAGCGCCCAGAAACGGGCUGCUGUCCGCAGGCUUGUGGGCAAUGGGCAGCUAGAAAUGGCAACUGGCGGGUGGGUGAUGCCAGAUGAAGCCAAUUCCCACUACUUUGCCAUGAUCGACCAGCUCAUUGAGGGUCACCAGUGGCUGGAGAAGAACAUUGGGGUGACGCCGCGCUCUGGCUGGGCAGUGGACCCCUUUGGCCACAGCUCCACCAUGCCUUACCUGCUGCGUCGUGCCAAUCUGACCAGCAUGCUCAUCCAGCGGGUCCACUACGCCAUCAAGAAACAUUUUGCAGCAACCCAGAAUCUGGAGUUCAUGUGGCGGCAGAGUUGGGAUCCUGACUCCAGCACCGAUAUCCUGUGCCACAUGAUGCCCUUCUACAGUUAUGACGUUCCCCACACCUGUGGUCCCGACCCCAAGAUCUGCUGCCAGUUCGACUUCAAACGUUUGCCAGGGGGGCGCAUCAACUGCCCCUGGAAAGUGCCCCCCAAGGCCAUCACCAGUGCCAAUGUGGCCGAGCGGGCACAGCUCCUGCUUGACCAGUACCGCAAGAAGUCCAAGCUGUACCGCAGCAAAGUGCUCCUGGUGCCGCUGGGGGACGACUUCCGCUACGACAAGCCCCAGGAGUGGGAUGCCCAGUUCCUCAACUAUCAGCGCCUCUUUGACUUCCUCAAUGCCCACCCAGAUCUCCAUGUGCAGGCACAGUUUGGGACCCUCUCGGAUUACUUUGACGCCUUGUACAAGCAAGUGGGCAUCGUCCCUGGAAUGCGCCCACCCGGCUUCCCUGUGGUCAGCGGGGACUUCUUCUCCUACGCGGACCGAGAGGACCACUACUGGACCGGCUACUACACCUCCCGGCCCUUCUACAAGAGCAUGGGCAGGGUGCUGGAGGCUCAUCUCCGUGGUGCCGAGAUCUUGUACAGCCUGGCUCUCAGCCAUGCCCGCCACGCCGGCAUGGACAGCAAGUACCCACUCUCGGACUACGCCAUGCUGACGGAUGCACGGCGCAACCUGGGCCUCUUCCAGCACCACGAUGCCAUCACUGGCACUGCCAAGGAGGCAGUGGUAGUGGACUAUGGGGUCAGGCUGCUCCACUCGCUAAUGAACCUCAAGCGGGUCAUCAUCAACGCUGCCCAUUAUCUGGUCUUGGCAGAUAAAGAGGCCUACCAUUACGACCUGGCGGUGCCCUUCCUUGGCGCAGAUGAGGCUCGCCUCAAUCAGGACUCCCUGCCGGAGAAAACCAUCAUCAAGCUGGAUGCAACACCCAGGUUCGUGGUGGUGUUUAACCCCCUGGAGCAGGAGCGGCUGAGCAUUGUGUCCCUGCUGGUGAACACACCUCGUAUCCGGGUCCUCAACGAAGAGGGGCAGCCCCUAGCUGUGCAGCUCAGUGCCCAGUGGACCUCUGCCACAGACAUGGCCCCCGAUGUCUACCAGGUGUCCAUCAACAUGCGCCUGCCGGCCCUGGGCCUCAGCAUCCUGCAGCUGAGCAAGUCCUUUGACAGCCACAACACGCUGAAGUCCUCGGUGCGCCUCUUCCUGCACGGGCGCGACCUCCCUGUGCACAAACACGAGGCCUUCCCGGUGCGGGUCAUCCCUACAGCCACGGAGGACUUCUGCCUGGAGAACCAGCACAUGCGAGCCUGCUUCUCUGGGGGCAGCGGUUCCCUCAAGAGUGUGCACCGGGCAGGCGACGCCCAGGAGCAGAAGCUGAGCAGACAGUUCCUCAUCUAUGGGACCCGGAGCACCAAAGACAAAAGCGGUGCCUACCUCUUCCUGCCUGACGGAGAAGCCAAGCCCUAUGUCCCCAAGGACCCCCCUGUGGUGCGGGUGACAGAGGGACCCUUUUUCUCGGAGGUGGCCGUUUACUACCAGCACAUCCAGGAGGUGGUCCGGCUGUACAACGUGGCAGGGGUUGACGGCCUGUCCCUAGAGAUCUCCUGCCUGGUGGACAUCCGAGACCACAUCAACAAGGAGCUGGCCCUGCGAUUUAGCACAGAUAUUGAGAGCAAAGGCACUUUCUUCACUGACCUGAACGGCUUUCAGAUCCAGCCCCGCCAGUACCUGAAGAAGCUGCCUCUCCAGGCCAACUUCUACCCCAUGCCGGUCAUGGCCUACAUCCAAGAUGCACGGAGCCGCCUGACGCUGCACACGGCCCAAGCCUUGGGCGUCUCCAGCCUCAGCAGUGGCCAGCUGGAGGUGAUUCUGGACCGGCGCCUCAUGCAGGAUGACAACCGUGGCCUGGGGCAAGGCCUGAAGGACAACAAGCGGACCUGCAACCGCUUCCGCCUCCUCCUGGAGCGACACAGCGCGGCAAGCAAGAGCUCCAGCUUCUUUUCCAAACUGGCCUCCAUGCUUAGAGACUUGGUCUUUCCCAUCCACAAGGCCAACAGCCAAGAGGCGGAAGCUGACCAGGCAACGAGUUUCCCAUCUCUGCUCAGCCACCUGACCUCCAUGCAGCUGAAUGCUGAGGUGCUGGUGAUGCCUGUUGCCCAGGAGAAGCCACCGCCCCCCACCCUGAGGCCCUUCCUGCCCCUCUCGGGCCCCCUGCCUUGUGACUUCCAUCUUCUCAACCUGCGCACCCUGCAAGGAGAGGACGAUUCACUGCCCUCCACUGAGACGGCUCUGAUCCUGCACCGAAAGGGCUUUGACUGUGGCCUGGAGGCCAGGAACUUGGGAUUCAACUGCACCACCACCCAUGGCACACUAUCCCUGGGCGGCCUCUUCCAGGGCCUUGAACUGGCCUCCCUGCAGCCCUCCUCCUUGACACUUAUGUACCCGCUGGCCACGACCUCCCCCAACAGUACCUCUGUCCAUCUGGACCCCAUGGAGAUUGCCACUUUCCGCCUCCGUCUCGGAUAAGACGCCUCGCUGGCCCAGACUGGAUUUCACUGGCCAGUCAGGCAUUGGACUGGACGUUAGCACUUCCCCCCACUGGUAUCCAGGGCAGACAGGAUGUGGCCCAGCACCAGGAGGCUGCCAGGAUUCAGAGACUCAUUAUUUAUUUGUCUGCUCCUAAAAGACAGUGUGGCACCAAAGGCCCGGCCAGACCAGGCUGGCCUGGCAUGGUGACGCCUCCUGUGCAAAGGCUCCACAACACCCCUUGCAGUUGAGUGCUAGAUGCUGGAGGUGACUGGCUGGGCUGUCAGGAUGGGAUGCUGUGGCAACAGGUGCAGCAGCAAAGAUCUUGGCUCAGUCCCGCCCUCUCAGCUUUCAGGAAAGGAGAUCUCUACGUUCGCACCCUGGAGGCUCCGUUUCACAGCUCCUUCAAGGAGGCAGACUCGAUGUAGCAAACACUGGAAGGACAUUACAACUUGUGAGCUUCCUGGAGUUCAGAACAAGUUUUUAGGAAACAAAAACAAAAUAAAAUGUUUUUUAAAGUG